Molecule: messenger RNA, 1465 nt
Organism: Schizosaccharomyces cryophilus OY26
Lineage: Eukaryota; Fungi; Ascomycota; Schizosaccharomycetes; Schizosaccharomycetales; Schizosaccharomycetaceae
Product: tethering factor for nuclear proteasome Cut8
Exons: 1
Coding region: 441-1238 (265 amino acids)
Biological process (GO): nuclear protein quality control by the ubiquitin-proteasome system; proteasome localization
Cellular component (GO): nucleus
Source: RefSeq, a predicted model, not a curated record
UCCUUCCAUCUACCGUUUUCCAUUACUUGGGUUAUAUAUAAAAAAUCGAAGGAAAGGUUGUUCGAUUGCUCUUUUCAUCCAUCAUUUUCUCGUAAGAAAGACAUUUUCUUCCUUUCACGUAUUUGGCGAUAUAAUAAGGACUUCUUUUGGUUAAGUUUGAAAGUAGUAUAUAUUUAAUAUCCCGGCUUUUCUUUGUAUUUUAGGAAACAUUGUUAUUUACCUUUUUCCUUGAUUCAUCUGAUAUUCCGCAAAUUCCUUUCGGUCUAUCCGUAAUUAAGAGGGCUUAUUUGAUUUUCAGAUAUUGUUCAUUAUCCAGUCUUAAUUUAUUUGUUCUUCAUAAUCCUGUUUGACUGUUUCUUUUUGCAUAAACUUUAAUAUCUCUUCAUUUCUUCCUCUCGUUUGCAUUUGAACUUUUCCCUCAUCGCUGUUGUUUUAAAAAAAUGGAAGCGAUUUCUUAUUCUUACUUGAAAAAGCGUAAAGCUGAUUCUGAUGAACCUGUACUAAAAAAAGCUCGUCCAUUGCCCGUUGGAAAUCAUUUGCCUUUACCUCGAUUGUUUCAGUAUACGGAAAAGCAACAGUUGCUAUCCUUGCUACUUCAGUGCGUUGAAAAGCAUCCAGAUUUGGCACGCGAUAUUCGUGACAAAUUACCCGUACCUUCCUUGGAAACAUGCAUUGACACUUUGCAAAAACUAUCCAAAACGUUGCACUCUUCUUUUCCCUAUGGUGGUGAUAAAAAAGGAGAGUAUGCAUUUAAUCGAAUUCAUGAAAAGUAUAUGGCUGUUUUACAUGCUCUAAAUGAUCUAGUCCCAUGUUAUUUACCCCCUCAUUCUACUUGUUUUGAACAUAAUUUUGCCUUCUUGGACGCUGCUACCAACGUUGUUCAUCAGCUCCCAGAAUUUCAUAACCCCAAUCAUAAUGUUUACAAAAGUCAGGCUUAUUACGAGCUUACAGGAGCGUGGUUAGUGGUGUUGAAACAAUUGGAAGAGCGGCCGAUCCUGCCGCUAUUGCCAAUCGAAGAGAUUGAAGAACAUAAUCAAAAAUCCCAUAACCGAUUACAAGAAGCUGUUGUAUAUUUAAAGGAAUUACGAGAAAACGAGCCAAUUUUACAAAAUAGAAACGUUGCUAUUCAACAAAUACAGGCACCACAAAAUCACUUACAUUAUUAUGGGGCAACGAAUGGUAUAAACAUGGGAAACGAAAGCGGUAUUGGAUGGUUGAACAUGCAUCAAUAUAUCUAAAUUAGAAUAGAAGGCCUAUUAAGAAGCAAAUAACGGCUAAUAAAACCGCAGUUUGUACAGUGACAGUAUUGUGAAUUUGAGGUACAACUUUGGCACCGCUGGUAGGUCGACCAAAAGUGGACGUAGAUUUUGUAGCUGGUAAAGGGGUGGUGUUGGAUGUUCCAAAAUGAGUUGAUUUUGGUUCAGGAGGAGAAGUAGCUGCAGGAGAAGUAGCUGCAGCCGAUUGG